Messenger RNA from Linum trigynum, 1440 nucleotides. Lineage: Eukaryota; Viridiplantae; Streptophyta; Magnoliopsida; Malpighiales; Linaceae. The record is from the annotation of a GenBank genome assembly.
CUCAUACACUCUUCGCUCUGCCGCCUCGUCACUCUCCCUCCAGUCGUUGAUUUGAGGCCACUUGCAGGCCACAACCCGCUCCCCAUUUCGACACCCAGAUCCCUCCGCCCAACCCUGCUGACUGCUGUCGUUGACUUCUGCUUCUGUAAAUGACACCGCCAACCAUGUUUUCCAGUCCCAUGAAGAAUGAAUCGAGCGACCGGUCACCACUUUUCUUCAUCUGAAAAAGCAACGAAAGUUGCCCCUGUUGUUGCUGGCCUUCGACAGUUUAGCUUCCCGGUUCAGCAGGGAACCUUCAGGCAUCCCAGUUUGCCUUUCUUCUGCUCGGAUUCCUGCACGCCUCCGAAAAUUCCAGUUAUCCUAGACCUGAGAAUUAUAUCAAGCUCCUUGACCCAGCUCUUGGUGCGACACAACCACUCCAAACCCUAUGUCUGGUCGAAGGGAAGCAAGUUUGAGAAAGCUCAAGGCAGCAGGAACAACAGUGAAUCUUAGGGCGUGGUUGUUGUAGAAGUUGAUGUAGAAGAGAGGCUUGGUAGACCUGCUAGAGCUAGAAUCAACAAGGUCAGUGGCGAAUGCUUGACCAUUUAAUCAGCUUGUUUUGUUGGGUAUACACUCAUCUUUGUGGUUUAUAAAUUAGGGUAAGACUGGACCUUUUGUGGGAACUGUGAUUAGCCUAACAAAAUUCUAAUGAUUUGGAGUGCUGAUCCAUACUUUAUGAACAUCUACGAGGAAGGCAAUCAGGCUAGGAAGAAGGUUCUGAAAUCAAGAUCAUUUGUUGGUCAUCUCCAGGUUCAAGUUGUUACGAGUCUUUUGGUAUGUGAACUCUGAACAGAGGGAUGCAUCCGUCUCUACGCUGGUUUUGAAUUGACUGUAUGCAAGUUAAUUGUGACUUUGAACUCAUAAUUUUUUGGCUUAUUUUGUAGGAUAAGAGAUAUAACUGAUGAGGAAGAUGCAAGUAUGGUGAAGGAAGCCAUAAUAUAGGACUUUGCAUCAGGAUAUUGUGGGGUGAACUCUCAUGAGCUUCUUUUAGAUCUAUUAUAGCUACGAGAGGGUGGAGAACAUGGGUUUACAUUAGAUCGAAGACGGAAAUGGUGGAGAAGAUAGCGAAGAACAUGUUUGUUGAUUUUGCUUUUUGAUCAGUUUUGAUGGCGAGUGAAAGAAAACAGAGGGGGCAGCCAGCCACUCACCCUGGUGAUGGCGAGUCGAAACCAGGGAUUCAAUGGUGAUGAUGACAGUCUAGGCGGAAGCAGUAGCGGCAAAGAUUUGGGUUUCUUUGGUAGAGUUAGCCUCUUCUAGAGUUGGGCUUUAUUAGUGUUAGUUCAAUUGGGCUCUGUUUCCAAGAGUUGGCAUAGUUGGGUUUUGUUUGAGUUUAAUUUUUUAUGAGUACAAUUAUGUUAAUAAUGUAUUAAAAGUUUUAUGCAAUAAAAUUUAGUGUUAAUA